Messenger RNA from Stylonychia lemnae, 378 nucleotides. The record is from the annotation of a GenBank genome assembly. NCBI's taxonomy places the organism in Eukaryota, Ciliophora, Spirotrichea, Sporadotrichida, Oxytrichidae.
AUGAACCAAUAGAAAAUAAAGCUCUUCUAGAAGGCAUUCAAUAAUUCUACUAUAAGAUCAUUUCAUAAACCAAAUAAACCUCACAUUGAAUAUCACCCUGCUUAAGUUGGAGUCAACUUUUAACCAAAAGAAAUUUCCUAAGAAGAAAUCCUUAAAACAAUUGAUCCCAAAGCAAUGGUAAGGAAGGAACCUAGUUAUGAGUACAAAGACAUUCCAAGAGAUGGUGAGGAGUUAAAUGAGACUCAUAUCAUGCAUUUUAUGUAGCCUUUCCCAGACAUAUCAAACGAUAUUGGAAAAGAAUAUGGAUUCAAAAUUAAAGGAUUGGAACCGACUAGAUUUGGAGACUGGGAAAGAAAGGGAAGAUGCACUGAUUUCUGA